UAGUAUUUUCGUUUCUUAGCUAGAUAGACCUUUUUCUGUCUCUUACAAAAUCAAAAUUUCUAUGUUCUUCCCCCCGGGGUAGUUGGCACCACCUUGCUUCUGCACUCAUCACUGAGUGUGUAAGAACUAAGACCUACCAACUUGGGUUAAUAGAGGUUCAAGGCCAAACUUACCUUUAAACUGACAGACAAUAAUAGACUCUUCCCUUGUAAAUUUAUAUACAAUCCAUGAUUGUCUUACACCCUUUUGCAUCCCUUCCUUCUUGCACUACAAUUACAUGCUCCAAACCUUUUUCCCAUGACAAUCACUUUGUACCAUCUUCAAUAGUUCUGCGACUAGUCAAGAAAAAUGCCAGAACUAAGACAUUCUUAUGUAGUGCUAGUAGUCUACGGGAUGAUUUGAAUGGUCAAGACUUUAGUAUAGAUAUCAUCAACAAGGAUCAGGAGCUUGUGGAUGAUGAGGAUGGUGGGGUUUUGGCUGGAGGAAUGAGUACAAGAAGGGAAGCAAAGGACAUUGAUGAAGAAGUACAAGAAUAUGAAGAUAAUGAUGGUGGAUAUUCAAGUCGAGGACCAUAUACAGGUAGGCCAGAGAAGGAUUAUGAUAGAGAUCCAGAAUUCGGUAACAUUCUCGGGGGUUUUCUAGAGGACCCCCAGGCAUCGCAGUCCAAAUUGGAAGAAAGACUAAGAAAGAAGAGGAACAAAAUACUGCACACUAAGACUGGAUCGGGAAAACCAAUGACUGUGUCAUUUAACAAAGUUGGAAUGCACAUGAUACAAAAAUUAAAUAUUUUUCUUUUCUUUUUUAAUCAAAAAAUUACUUUUGUUUGUCUUACACCUAAUGCUUGUAUUUCCAGAUUUGAUUUUUCAAACUCAUAUAUAUGGUUUGAAUUUUACAACAUUCUACUGGCAAAGGAUGUCUCCUUAAUUUGUGAUACAAUUCGAGCAUGGCACAUUAUAGGUCGUCUUGGUGGAUGCAAUUCCAUGAAUAUGCAAUUGUCACAGUCUCCAAUGGAAGCAAAACCCAGUUAUGAUUACAUUCAGGGAGCAAAUGUAGAACCAAGUACAUUUUACAACAUUGGGGAUCUCGAGGUUCAAGAAAACUUGGCUCGAAUAUGGGUGGAUAUUGGAACUGUUGAACCUCUUCUUCUGGAUGUUUUGAUAAAUGCAUUGACACAGAUAAGUUCCGAUUUUGUUGGGAUCAAGCAAGUAAUGUUUGGUGGAGCUGAAUUUGAGAAUUGGAAAGAGGAUUUGAAAUCAGAGGAUUCAGGUUAUGGUGUUCACAAGAUCUAGCAAAUUUCAAGUUCAACUUGUAUUUGGUAGGAUAUUUGCUGAAGAAUCGUGCUGAUGAUCCUCUCUAUCAUGGAUAUUGACUUGGGACCGGGGAAUGCUUGAGCUUUUAUGCAUCAAGUGAUUCUUCAGCCUUUUGAUCCAACACGGAUGAUUGUUGAUGUAGAAUGAAUUAAGAUAAUUUUUGUUAUUCUUAUUUAAGGAUUUGACUUUUUUUUUAGAAAUAUUAUCUUUGUUAAAUGAUAUUUUUUUAGAAAUAUAUUGUCAUAUUAG
Molecule: messenger RNA, 1559 nt
Organism: Cajanus cajan (pigeon pea)
Lineage: Eukaryota; Viridiplantae; Streptophyta; Magnoliopsida; Fabales; Fabaceae
Source: RefSeq, a predicted model, not a curated record